Messenger RNA from Planococcus citri (citrus mealybug), 2061 nucleotides. RefSeq lists its product as uncharacterized. The record is from RefSeq and is a predicted model, not a curated record. Lineage: Eukaryota; Metazoa; Arthropoda; Insecta; Hemiptera; Pseudococcidae. The transcript has 2 exons. The coding region runs from base 233 to 1156 and encodes 307 amino acids.
AUUAGGGAAUGGUGGGAGUUAUCUGGAUAUUUUCUUUACAUACUUUAUAAUUUCCAAAUUCAAACGACGACUGAACAUCGAAUCAUUAUAUUUUAUGCUGACUUGAUUGUAUGCCAGUGGUGACUUUCGUGCACAGAUUCGAUCGAUUUCGUGUUGUUUACGUACCGAGUACAUCUAGUUACAUUGUGCAGAUAUUUUGAGUGGACGCUGAUUUAUCUUGUAAAAAGAAAAAAUGGUCAAGAUAGAAUUGUGCGGCUUAUGCGCGGACGGACAUCUGCACCUGAUUACAGAUAAAGGCAAGAAACUGAAAAAUGACAGUGGAGAAAAUAAAGAAGAUUUUCGUCAAAGAUUCCAUACUGGUAUGUUUCAACAUGAAAGUUUUGAAGAAAAUUCCGAUACCGCCGUACUCGUAAACCUCAAAUCAACGUUUGUUGUCCUGCAUCCGACGCAUUGUCCCCGUAAGAAGUUUGAAUUUUUAGAAUCAGAAAACCCAGAUCAAGUACCAGAUAAUGUUGGGCGUUUUGAAUCGAAUGAGAAUUACUUUACACAUCCGGUUGUAUAUUUACGUAAAUUCGAAAGUCCACCACCUGGCGAUAAACAUCGAUUUAAAAGACAAACUGAACAGCAAUGUAAAAAAAGUUUUUACCGGCUGAUUGAAGGAGAAGAAUUUACUCUGACAUCGGAACAAUUAAAGACUAUAUCAUAUAGCGAAUUGACCCAGAGAUUUUUACGACAAUUUUGGUCGUGUCACAUUCAGAAAGAUUUGUAUAAUUCAAGAGUGAGAAAAGUAGAAGAAAACGAGGAUCUUCGCGUGGUUAUAAUACAGUGGAUAUGGUGUGUAACCUAUAGUACUACCUAUUUAUCUCAAGAACUCGUCCGUGAUAUGAAGAAACAUUUUCCUGAGAACAUGAAUGUUGUCCAGCAAGUUUUGAAACGGCACGCCAAAGGUGUUUCUUCGUGGUCGAACUUUCAACGUCAAUUGUUUAUAGUCUAUGAACAUGUAUUAAUACGCAGGGCGGAGGAAAAGGCGGCGGAACGUAGGAAAGUGAAAUAUCAGCUGGGUGCUAUCGCUGUUGUCGUCACUUCUGUUGCAGCGAUGUGUCUAGUACGUGAUUACGACCGUCAUAUGGAUUUCCUUAGAAGUAUCUUUGAAUGAAAUGAAUGAUAAAUUAAUGUAGGUAUACGAGUUGGUCAAAACACGAGAUUUUUGGUAAGAGGAAUUGAAUAGAGAACUCGUUCCAUUUUCACUAAGACAAUUGUUACUAAUUUUGAUGUACUUUCGUGUCACAUAAAUUUGAUGCAUUUUCUGUUUUAAAAUGUAACGUGUACAUAGGUACGUACAUAAAAAAUGCUAACAAUUGCCUUACUGAAAAUACGAGUUGAACGAGUUCUCUAUUCAAUUCCUAUACAAAAUUUCCACGUUCGGUGCAUUUCAAUUCUUUUAGUGUUACUCGAUAAUUAAUUUAUUCAUUUCCUACUUUUAAUUUUCAAUUUAUUAUCGACUUUUUUUGAAUUUACCAUCGAUUUGUAAUGUUUCAUUUUUAUGUCGAUUUUCAAUGCUUAAUUUACUGUCGAGUGUCGAUAUUUAAUUUAUUUUCGACUUUUUAACGCUUAAUUUAUUUUUGAACUCCGAUAGUCGAUCAUCUACCUGUUUAUUUUCCACUUUUAAUAUUUAUUUAUUAUCGAUGUUUAUUUUUAAUUUUGUUCCACGUCGAUUUUUAAUGUUUAAUGUAUUGUCGAUUUACGAUACUUAAUUUAUUGUCGAUUUUUAUCACGUGAUUAUUUUUCGAUUCGCGAUAUUUUUAAUUUUUUUUCGAUUUUUAAUGUAUGAUCAAUUUUUGAUUUUUGAUGCUUAAUUUAUUAUCGAUUUUUGAUGUGUGAUCAAUUUUUGAUACUUGAUAAUUUAAGGUCAAUUUUUAAUAAGUCGAUUUAUUCGCGAUUUUUGAUAAUUUAAUUUAUUCGUAAUUUUGGAAAUUUAAUUUAUUCUCGACUUUUGGAACAGUUAGAUACUGUAUUGUGAAUAAAGUUUUAAGCAUGGCAAUAAAGCAGUUUUUUUUUAAA